Messenger RNA from Ectocarpus sp. CCAP 1310/34, 1487 nucleotides. NCBI's taxonomy places the organism in Eukaryota, Phaeophyceae, Ectocarpales, Ectocarpaceae. The record is from the annotation of a GenBank genome assembly.
GACGUACCAUCUCCGCGGACGGGAAGGCCGACCGGGAGAUCACGAGCCCCAGCUGCCGAGCGUGGAAGUGCUACCGCCGGAACAGUGCUUCGAUGUACGACGGGCGACGGGCCAACCGCCAGCUCAAGAUCCGGCUACUCCAGGCUGAAGUGGUGGAGACUCUCCUGUAUGGGUGCGCCUCGUGGAGCCCAACAGCGGAGCACUACACAAAGCUCAAUGAGACCCACCGCCAGUUCCUUACACGGUGCAUCGGCUGGAGCAAGCGGAAACGCUCAGACCGCCCCCUGUCCUAUGCCCAGGCCCUCAUCCAGGCAGGCUGCGAGGAAACCAUCGAGGCCACCGUGCGCAAACGGAGACUGUGUUUCGCGGGCUUUGUUAUGCGCAUGGAGGACAGCCGCCUCCCCAAGCGCAUGCUGUUAGGAGCGAUGGCGGGGGGCGUGGGAUACCGGGGCGGGCAGGAGNGGACGGGGCGGCAUGGUUCAUGAGGAAAUGGCACAGGCAGGAGGCGGAAGCGUCCGCGAAGCGCCAGCGCGCGAGGAAAGCAGAAGCAGAGAGUACGACCAUCUCAGGACCGAAGAGAAAGGGACCCGGGGAAGCGGCGGUGGGGGGGAAGAAACGGCGGCUGGGCACUGCUGUAGAAGCGAGUAGGGCGGCCGAGGCAGCACUUGUGGCGAACUAUGUACCCGGUCGAUGUUGUUGCGCCCUGUUACCCUCCCUGCUGUAUGCUAUACUCCUUUAUGUAUGUCCUUUGUAUUGCCUUCGGCCUCUGUGCUGUGUUUUUUUUUUCAUGACCUCCCUGCCUUCUCUGCUGUGUUGGGUACCUUGAUCUCGCUUUGCUGUUGCCUUUGUUUUUUGUACGUCUGGCUGUCUGCCCAUCUGCCGCCUCUUUGCCCUGUUUGCUCCGUUACUCCCAUGCCCUGGUGCGUGGUGCCUGGUGCUGGUACGUUACCCUUUGAUUUUUCUUGUAGGCGGGUGUGUGAAGCGUCCUCCUUUAUUUUUGUUUUGUUUUAUUUUGAUCGGUUUCCUAGGGCUCUUUUCUCGAACGGUCGGUGCGAUACCUGUUAUUUCUUUCUGUCAUUUUUGUUUUCUUUUUCCGAGUGGUUUGUACCCUAUUUUUGUUCUUUCGUUUUCCCGCGGCGUCGUAUGUGCUUCUAUCAUUUUUGUUUUCUUUUUCCGAGUGGUUUGUACCCUAUUUUUGUUCUUUCGUUUUCCCGCGGCGUCGUAUGUGCUUCUAUCAUUUUUGUUUUCUUUUUCCGAGUGGUUUGUACCCUAUUUUUGUUCUUUCGUUUUCCCGCGGCGUCGUAUGUGCUUCUAUCAUUUUUGUUUUCUUUUUCCGAGUGGUUUGUACCCUAUUUUUGUUCUUUCGUUUUCCCGCGGCGUCGUAUGUGCUUCUAUCAUUUUUGUUUUCUUUUUCCGAGUGGUUUGUACCCUAUUUUUGUUCUUUCGUUUUCCCGCGGCGUCGUAUGUGCUUCUAUCAUUUUUGUUUU